AUUCUAAUUUUAUUAUUAUUAUUAUUAUCAUUUUUAAUUUUUAAUUUUCGCCUUCCCUAAAAAUCAAAAUUAUGUUCGGCGAACGACUGAAAUUAUCGGUAAUUUCUUCUCCUUCUCGCCGCCGAUUAACCUUCAAAUCUAACCCGAAAACCACGAUCCAACCCGUACCCGAAUUAAGCUAAAUUAUCAUCUUCUUUUUUACAAAACCCUAAUUAGUACUUUUUUAUCUAUUUUUUACUCUUAUGUACUCUGAGAUUCACGAAAUCAAAGUCGUUUUGUCUUUGUUUUUCUCGAGCUCAUAAAGUACACGUGGCGAUCUGGGUAUUACGUUGCUUCACUCACAUGUUUACUGUUCAAAUCUAAGUGAAGUAAAUAAGACGAUUAUUGUGGUUAUGCAUGAGAAUUGGAUGCCUUGUACUGUCACACAUGCUUUGACAAUUGUAAAAUUCGCAUCACGGUUUUGGCUUCCUAAGUGAGCUGAAUUUCUACAUGGAAGCCAGCGUACAGGAAGCCCUUAGGGCAAGAGAGAUUGCUGAGAAAAGAUUUGUGGAAAAAGACUUUGCAUCUGCGAAGAACUAUGCUUUAAAGGCGAAAUCACUAUGUCCCGGACUGGAGGGUAUAUCUCAGAUGGUUGCAACUUUUGAAGUUUAUAUUGCAUCUCAGGUUGCAUGUAAUGGUGGAAUUGAUUACUAUUCAGUUCUGGGGUUAAAACCUUCUGCAGACAGAGAUGCGGUGAAAAAGCAGUACAGGAAGAUGGCUGUGUUGCUUCACCCUGAUAAGAAUAAAACAGUGGGAGCCGAUGGGGCAUUUAAACUUUUAUCUGAAGCAUGGACCAUGUUGUCAGAUAAUCUCAAGAGAAAGUCUUAUGAUCAAAAAAGAAACAAACAGAUGACGUCAUGUGUUGUGCAGACAAACUUAUCUUCAGUUCAUACUGCCGGCGUUACAGGAUACACCAACUGUUCCAAUCCAUCAAACUCCCGUCGACUUGAUACUUUUUGGACGGUGUGCACUUCUUGUAAAGUUCAGUAUGAGUAUCUGCGGAAGUAUGUGAAUAAGACUCUUUCAUGUAAAAACUGCCGAGGUACUUUUGUUGCUGUGGAAACUGGGACCGCUCCCGUGAAUGGUUCUUUUCCUUAUUGUCCUUGGUCGUAUGUUCCCGGCAGCGGCUAUGGUACUCAUGGAUAUGAUGGAGUUACAUAUGUCCCGAACACCGCUCCUGUAUAUACGGGAAAUGGGGUCUCCGGAAUACACACUGGACACGGGUACGAGUAUGUUUCAAAUGUCUCAUUUCAGUGGAGUUCAUUCUCUGGGACUUCUGCUGGAGUUGUGGGCCACAAUUCAUCAUCUUCUGUUUCCAGUGAUGCAGCUUAUCAGGUUAAUAAUGGACAUGCUACUGGAGCAAGAGCUACUGUUAAAUCAGCCGCUGAUGGAAAGCGUGCGCCGAAAAUUGCCACGACUAACCUUAACUUUAGUGUUGCUUCUAGCUAUAUCGACUCUUCAGUUUCCAAGGCUUGCAGACCUGAUAAGAAAAGGAAGGUCAUCGGAUCCGGCAAUGGGUAUGAAGAGAAGGUUGUCAUAAAGUCUGCUUCAGAAGUAAGAUUAGCAAAUGGAAAUGCCACCGUCGAGCCUGAUCCCAAGGUUUCAGUUCCGAUUGAACUUCCAGCAAGACGUAUCUUAACUGCACCUGCUUUUGAUGCCAGGAAGUUAUUGAUUGACAAGGCGAGGAGUGAAAUUCAGAAGAAAUUAGAAGAGAUGAGAUCUGCUGCAGCUACAGCAGCAGUUAAAGUGAAGGCACAAGAUCAUUCCACAGAGGUAGGAGCAGCUUCUAAACAUGAUAAUUCAGAUGUUUCUGGCAUUAAACCGAAGUCUGUUAAAAUUAUACCAACCGCGAUAACAGUUCCUGACCCUGAUUUCCAUGACUUUGACAAAGAUAGAUCAGAGGAAUGCUUCAAGCCAAAAGAAAUAUGGGCAAUUUACGACGAAGAUGAUGGUAUGCCACGCUUGUAUUGUCUAAUACGCCAGAUUGUCUCUGUUAAUCCCUUUAAGAUUCUCAUCACUUACUUAAACUCAAAAACUGAUACUGAAUUUGGGCAAGUGAAUUGGAUAGAUUCGGGGUUCACAAAAUCUUGUGGGCAGUUUAGAGCAUGGAAUACCGAUAUUGUUGAUCAAGUCAACAUUUUCUCUCACCUCUUGAAAGGGGAGAAAGCUGGCCGGGGAGGCUGCGUUAGAAUUUACCCCAAAAGUGGAGAUAUUUGGGCUAUAUAUCGAAAUUGGUCACGAGACUGGGAUAGAUCAACUCCAGAUUAUGUGAGGCAUCAGUAUGAGAUGGUGGAGGUUCUUGAUGAUUAUUCUGAACAACUCGGGGUAUGCGUCACUCCUCUCAUCAAGUUGGUCGGUUUCAAGACAGUAUAUCAGAGGAAUUCGAACAAGGACGCCAUUAGAUGGAUCCCGAGGAGGGAGAUGGUUCGUUUUUCUCACCAGGUGCCGUCUUGGUCACUUGAAGGAGAAGCAAGUACAAGUAACUUUCCAGGUAAGUGUUGGGAUUUGGACCCCGCCGCAACUCCAGAUGAACUGCUUCAUACUGCAACAGAAGUGAAGGCUUAGCGUAACACAGUCGAGCAAGAGAAGUAACGAUUCGUUUGGAUCAUUCUUAUAGAAAACUCUUAGGUUGACUGUAAAAUAUUCCACACUUGGUUGAAGACCAAUGCAGAAUUAACUUCAUAUGAUUUUAGAUAAUUUUACGUUAAACUCAGGAACGCCGUCAUCAUCGCCCGUCGUGCCCGAGAAAUCCGAGUCCAUUGACAAAGACAGGUUUGUGCAUCUGUUGAAGGAGCAUGUUGUUGUAACAUUUAUCGGUAGUUACAACUGUUGUUGUAAGCUUAUUGUUAUCUUUGGAGGAAAGACUUUUUUCGAUGUUAUGUACCCACAAAAUUUGAAAUGCAUUAAGCUGUUAGGUCUCUUGAUGGUGAA
Mercurialis annua (annual mercury) is the source of this 2970-nucleotide messenger RNA. RefSeq lists its product as uncharacterized. Bases 490 to 2604 code for a protein of 704 amino acids. Lineage: Eukaryota; Viridiplantae; Streptophyta; Magnoliopsida; Malpighiales; Euphorbiaceae. The record is from RefSeq and is a predicted model, not a curated record. The transcript is spliced from 2 exons.